This is a messenger RNA of Rhipicephalus sanguineus (brown dog tick), 453 nucleotides long. RefSeq names its product keratin-associated protein 19-2-like. The record is from RefSeq and is a predicted model, not a curated record. The transcript has 2 exons. The coding region runs from base 135 to 371 and encodes 78 amino acids. NCBI's taxonomy places the organism in Eukaryota, Metazoa, Arthropoda, Arachnida, Ixodida, Ixodidae.
AAGCCAUGCGCGUGUGCACGAAUUAUGUUCUGCGAGUGUUCGCUACUGAGAAAGAAAACUGUAUUUAAGCUCCGAAGCUGCCCUCUGCGAACAUCACUGGAGUACAUUCUUCGACUGAAAGACUUGAAACUACCAUGAAGAUCACGAUUUUCCUGUUCGUCUUCGCCUUGGCGAUUGGUGUUGCCUUGGCUGGUGGCUAUCACGGCGGCUACGGUGGCGGUCACAGAGGAUACGGCGGCGGUCACAAGGGAGGCUAUCACAUGGGCCAUGGUGGAUAUGGCAGAAAGUCUCACGGCUACGGACACGGACACGGAGAAUACGGAGGCGGAAAGCACUACCGAGGAAUGGGAUACGGCAAGCACUAUGGAUGAAAAGGCUAAGGCAAACUCCUGAAGAAUCGGGAAGCCAUAUUUGUGUGAUUGUGUGCUACGUGCCUCAAUAAAGUUGUGUUAC